UAUUGCUACAGGAAGAAAUCGGAAUAUAUUUUAUUGAGGUGAAUUGUGAGACGGAGAAUUCUAAUUAUGCAUUCAUUAAUACAAUCACGAUUCUGGAAAUAUGAAAGAAUUCGCCGCGUGAAUAUUUUCCAUUUUUGAAAGUCGUGUUAAAAUGUUGGCAUCAAUAAAACAUUGUGAAAAGCAUCAACAUGGAUUACUUGGUUAUUGUUUCAUGAACGGAACAUUUUUAAUCACCACCUGUUAGCAAAGAAAUAUUUCGAGUAUGCAAGAUCAAAUGUGAUAUGGAAUCGACUUUGAUCAAUAAACAAAACCACAUUUUAAUCAUAAAGCAAGAAAUGGUUAUGAAUUUGCAUUGCAUACAGCAAAAUGACUCUAAGCAACAACAACAUGAUACCAUCCUAACAUUUUCAAUACUAAACUCUGGUUUAGUAAACUCAGGCUAUGAAAGACAAUUCUGAUUAUAAUUCUGAUUAGUUACGCCUAUGCUAUGUGACGCGAGUUAAUAAGUGUUGAGAUAUUGUUUAAGGUUAAGUUGCCCCAGUUGGAGGUAUACUUCUUCAUCACAUAAACUAAUUAUACUGUAUACUUUAGCAACGAUUUAUAAUUAAAUACAUUAUAUACAAUAAUUUUGAAACAUUUUGCAAAAAUAUCGCCGAAGGCAACAACGAUAGACUUAGUAUACAAUUUCCGACAGAAAAAUACUGGCCCAAAUAACUAAUGAAUGACAGGGAUAAUGGGAAAAUGCCCUAUUUUCUGCGUUGAGAGCUCUAAAUAUCCAAAGGUCACAAAGGUACAAAAGAUUAUGAAAUGUAUACGGUCAGUAGAGGGAUGUUUAACAUCCUUAAAAAUGGUUUGACACUCACCUGACUUUGUCUUUAUUUUAAGGUAAAAAUGGUUGUUGACCCUUGGUGGAUCAGUGAAUCAAGGCCAACUGACAGAGAUAUUCAGAAAAUUUGCAAUAAGGUUAGACCUGUCGCUGAAUACACAGCAGAAAAGGCAAAAAAAUGCAAAGUUCCAUUUCCAAGAUUUGUUGCAAUUGAAUAUAAAACACAACUGGAACAUGGGACAAAAUACUUUGUUAAGGUUGAUGCUGGAGUGUGUUUUGUUCAUCUCUGCAUUCAUCAAGACUACGAAUGUGGCGGAGGAAGGAUAAAACUCGAAAAAAUGUUAGUGAAUUUAGACGAAGAUCAUCCAUUGGAGUAUUUCGAUUAAAACUUUGCCACAAUAGCUAUAACAGCACUUAGCUGAAAAUAUCAUCAUUAUCUUACACGUAUUUGCUUUUAAUACUUGGACCACCUAACGUCUUUUGUACAUUUCAAGCAGUUUGUCAAAGAAACGAUCGAUUCAGUGACAUAUAUAUGUUUCUCAGUUUUAUACAUUUAUUUCUAAUCAUAGUUGCGUGCUCUAUAUAAAUAAUAUUAUAGAUAAAUGUAAAUCGUUUUGUGUCAUUUUUACUUCUUUAUGACUUGUUUUUCGUGAUAAAAAUUUUUCCUGCCCAA
This is a messenger RNA of Xenia sp. Carnegie-2017, 1499 nucleotides long. RefSeq names its product cystatin-A-like. The transcript is spliced from 5 exons. Lineage: Eukaryota; Metazoa; Cnidaria; Anthozoa; Malacalcyonacea; Xeniidae. The record is from RefSeq and is a predicted model, not a curated record. Gene Ontology annotation, cellular component: cytosol. Gene Ontology annotation, molecular function: cysteine-type endopeptidase inhibitor activity. The coding region runs from base 892 to 1212 and encodes 106 amino acids.